This is a messenger RNA of Choloepus didactylus (southern two-toed sloth), 720 nucleotides long. RefSeq names its product sperm autoantigenic protein 17 (gene SPA17). Gene Ontology annotation, cellular component: membrane; cytoplasm; sperm principal piece. The record is from RefSeq and is a predicted model, not a curated record. NCBI's taxonomy places the organism in Eukaryota, Metazoa, Chordata, Mammalia, Pilosa, Megalonychidae. The transcript is spliced from 5 exons. Bases 82 to 534 code for a protein of 150 amino acids. Gene Ontology annotation, molecular function: calmodulin binding. Gene Ontology annotation, biological process: binding of sperm to zona pellucida.
CCCAGCAACGAGCAAAAACAACUGGAACCACCCGCACCAGCCUUUAGAGAAGAGGUACAAUAGGCAGUUCCUUCCAAAGAAAUGUCGAUUCCAUUCUCCAACACCCACUACCGAAUUCCACAAGGAUUUGGGAAUCUUCUUGAAGGGCUGACACGCGAGAUACUGAGGGAGCAACCGGACAAUAUACCAGCAUUUGCAGCAGCAUAUUUUGAGAAUCUUCUAGAGAAAAGAGAGAAAACCAACUUUGAUCCAGCGGAAUGGGGGGCUAAGGUAGACGACCGCUUCUAUAACAACCAUGCAUUCAAGGAGCAAGAACCACCUGAGAAAGUUGGGACUGAAAAAGAAAAAUCUCAGACAACUCUGAUAAACGAGACACCAGCCACAGAUUCAGAGUCUUCCGAAGAAGAUAAGGAAAAAGAGGAGAAUGCUGCUAUCAAAAUUCAAGCAGUCUUCCGGGGACACUUAGCCAGAGAGGAGAUGAAGAGAGUAAAAUCAGUUCAUGAUGGAACAGAGGAAGCAGAGGAAGACGAGUGAGGAGACUGGUUUUACCCCAUGAAACAUGAAAAAAUAAUCCAAAUCCAUCAACCUUGAGUGUGAUUGUCAUUUUUUUUCUUUAGUAAGGGAGAUUUGAUGUAGUAAAAUAACAUUUGUUGCUGUUGUGAAAAUCUGUCAUGAGCAUUUGUUUAAUAAACAUGCCACUUGAAACAUGCUACUUGAAAA